AUGGCUGGCUUUCGAGACCUCAAGAACGCCCGCCAAUCGCGACACAAAACAUCCUACGGCAUCUCCAGCUCCACCCCAAAAGCUCCCAUCUCUCCGCCCUCACAACAAUCAGAAGAGACUACACAAGAUCCCAUCGACGCUUCCACUCUGACACCUUCCCGCCUCAAACCAACCUCCGAGUCAACAAGUGCAUCUACAAAGACCGAGAUACCCAAGAUGGCGGAGGGAAAGAAGAGCGAGAUAUCAAGCUUGUACGCCGACGAGCUGAAGAAUGCGAGUCUGGAGGUAUGGGAUAUCCCCGGGCGGGGAAGAGGUCUUGUCGCUGGGAAAAAGUUCAAACCGGGCUCCCGGAUCCUCAAAACGCCCACAGCAACCUCCGUACUCUCCACCCCCCACCUCACCACAACCUGCCACGGCUGCUUCCUCACCCCUUCCGAAAAAAAAAUCAUUCUAGCUUCUUCUGGAAAAGGUAUCGACAGCGCUGGCGCAAACGUAAAAUUGAAUCGAUGUAGCGGUUGUAAAACCCUGCAUUACUGCUCACGCGAAUGCCAACUAACAGACUGGCCCUCACACAAAUCCGAAUGCAAAGCCCUCUCCCGCCUACGCACCAUGUACCACCUCACCUACCCCUCCCGCCAAUCCGACGCGUCCGACGUCAGAUGGGCCGGCGCCGACGCCAUCCGCGCUCUGGGCCGUAUAUGCUGGACCCGAAGAUCCAAACUCGUCGAGAGGGAUGGCGGUGAUUGGUGGACCCGCCUCGAGGGGAUGGAGAGCCAUGUCAAGCAGAUGCAACCAGAAGAAGCUAUGAAGCUCGGCAACCAAACCCAACAUCUCGCACACUACCUCUCCGCCUCCGACCCUCUCCAACCCGACUCUGAUCCCUCAUUACUCGAACCCGCCGAUAUGCAGACGUACGGCUUCAACUCUGUCGCUGAAGUCAUACACCUCUGUUCUGCCAUGAAAGUAAACGCCUUCACCCUAACAUCCCCCUCCCUCACCCCUAUCGGCAUAUCCAUCUCCCCCCUCCUCGCGCUCGCCAACCAUUCUUGCGCCCCCAACGCCGUCGCCGUCUUUCCCCGCGGCGGGGGCGAGAUCGACUUGGUUGCUAUUUCUGAUAUCGCCCCUGGUUCUGAGACGUCUCAACGCCGUACCACCAGCGCCAACCCGAACUGCUCGACCGCUACCGUUUCGCCUGUCACUGUUCUCUAUGCCAGCUCUCCGAACGCCGGGAAGGAGGAGGAGGAGGGGAUGAAGAAUGGGUGGACCCUCGGUGGUGUGUCUGGCACCCUGGGUGCGGGAAGAAAGGUAUUGGGAGGAUACCUCGUAGCGAUAACGUCCACCGGCAAAGUCGGGACAAAGUGCAACAGCUGUGGGGACAAGUUUGACGUCGAUAAUGACGCGCUGAAAGCGCUGAUACAGCAGGGGUACGAGCUGUUGGAGAAGGAAGAGAAUGGCACACUCGACCCGUCCCCCGCCCUCCAAACCCUCUCAACCCUCCUUCCCCAACUCCUCUCCCUCUCCCCACCAUCAUCCCACCCCCUCCUCGCCCUCCUCCACCUCUCAGCCCUCCUCCUCUCUCCCCCAAAAUCCCCCUCCUCCCUAAGCCUGGCAACCCAACACCUCGCCCUAGCUUCUUCCGCCUCCUUCCUCUCCCUCCCCCCCAACCACCCCUCCACAGCAGUGACCCUAGCGAAAUGGGGCAAACUCCUCUCCCUCGACCAAGUGCGCCUUCCCUCAGAAGGGCCCGAGGGCGCAGAGAUGCUCGUCAAACGCCUCGAAAUGGCAACGGUCGUUCUGCGCAAGGCUCUGACCGCCGCCGAGCUUGGGUUUGGAGCGGAGGGAGGCGUGGUGGGGUUGGAGAUGGAUGGUCUGGUCAAGGGGUGUGAAGGCGAGUUGGGAGUUUAUAGAGCGAAGAAGAGGGGGUUGGUCUAG
This is a messenger RNA of Cryptococcus wingfieldii CBS 7118, 1932 nucleotides long. RefSeq lists its product as hypothetical. The transcript is spliced from 8 exons. Bases 1 to 1932 code for a protein of 643 amino acids. The record is from RefSeq and is a predicted model, not a curated record. Gene Ontology annotation, cellular component: nucleus. Gene Ontology annotation, molecular function: protein binding. NCBI's taxonomy places the organism in Eukaryota, Fungi, Basidiomycota, Tremellomycetes, Tremellales, Cryptococcaceae.